UGAAUUAUCUCCCAUUCAUGGUUGUUUUUUUCAAAGAAACAUGCUACAUCGUCAGAUACCGAGUCAGAUACAUGUACAAGAAAAGUAAAACUAUAGCUAAAUAAACAGGUCUAAAAGACUAAAAUAUAGCAUGUAUGUUGUUUAAAAGAGGCCUUAAUUAACACAAAAAGAUCGAAAUACCUGUACCGAAGGCGGAUGAAAUCAAAUAGUUAUGGAUGGAACACCUUACAGUUUUGAUAUUGAAAGGAUUGUAGAGCCUUACAAACACGACAAAUCUGAUAUGGAUAAUGGUAAACCAUGUUAUAUCGAUGUUGGUGAAAAUGGCGAGGCUUUAAAAUCUGAUUUAGAAGAAGAACAUAUUCAAACCAAUACAUGUAACGAGCUAUUAUUAGAAAACGAUUCUUCUAAGACACUCAUUCAAAAAUACACUAAGGUCAGACCUUAUAAAUGUGAAACUUGCGGCAAAACAUUUUCUCAGACCAGUAACUUAAAGAGUCAUAUUAAAAUGCAUACCGGUGAAAAGGCAUAUAAAUGCAAUGUAUGUGGUAGAGGCUUUCCUUAUAAAAGUGUUUUAUUGGGUCACAUGAAAAUUCAUUCUGAUGAAAGGCCCUUUCAUUGCAAUUUUUGUAGUAAAAUGUUCCAUCGUCUUGGUAAUUUACGGACACAUGAAAGAAUACAUACAGGCGAAAAACCUUAUAAAUGUGAAAUUUGUAGUCAAGGUUUUUUUUGGCAAAACAAGUUGUUCAAACAUAUGUCAAAGCAUACAGAUCAUCGUUACAAAUGUGAUGUAUGUGAGAAACAAUUUGUAUGGAGUGAUGACUUGUUGAUACACAGAAAAAUUCAUACAGGUGACACGUCAUAUGAAUGUGAAAUUUGUGGUAAAGGUUUCAAUAGAACAAGUGUAUUAAAUAGACAUAGGAAAACACAUACUGGUGAAAAACACUUUUAUUGCGAGAUUUGUCGGAAAAGGUGUUCAACAGCCUGGGACUUAAAGUUACAUAGGGAAAUUCAUUCUGACAAAAAACCGUUCAAGUGUGAUCUAUGUGAAAAAUCAUUCAGGCGUAAAGAACACUUCAAUUCACACGUGGCUAUACAUACAGGUGACAAACCUUAUGCAUGUAAUGUAUGUGGAAAACAUUUCAGCCGCAAUGGAAACUUGAAGGUGCAUUUGAGAACCCAUUCUGAUGAAAAGCCUCACACUUGCAGCAUCUGUGGAAUAAGAUUUCGACAAAAGCACACAUUGAAGACGCAUAUGAGAAUACAUACUGGUGAAAAACCGUAUAAAUGCAAUUUAUGUGGAAGAGAAUUCUCUGAAAGUGGGACCUUAAAAAGACACACAAAAACGCAUACGAAGGAAAAACUGUUCGAGUGUUAUGUAUGCAAGAAACGUUUUGCUACAAAACAUAACAUUGAAAAUCACAUGCAAACACACAAAGGUGAGAAAUCAUACAUAUAUGUGACACAUGUGGGAAAUGUUUUACCAGUAAUGUGAAACUGUAUGGACACAUAAAAAUACAUGCAGGUGACCAACUCCAUGAUUGUAACGUAUGUGGUCAAUUAUUUGGUGAUUUCGAUACACACAUGAGAACACACUCUGGUGAAACACGUUUAUAUCAAUGUGUUGUGUACACGUAACACAGGAUUUAAUACAAACACCAACGUGCGAUCACAUAUGAAGAGUCAACAUGUUGGCAUAAAACCAUAUAUUUGCGGUGUCUGAAAUAAAUCCUUUCCACAUGACGCAUUUAAAACCAUUUGAAAAUGCAUACUGGUGAAAACCAAGUAACGUGAUAUAUGUGACAAAAUAUUUUGCUCUAAUAGAUUAUUACAGAAUCACAGGAGAAUACAUACAGGUGAUAAUCCUUUUAGAUGUAGUAAAUGUGAAGAUAUGGUUCGCUCAGCUGUUUCACUAAAUAAUCACAUGAGAAUCCCGUAGUCUAAAGACCUGAUGUCUAAUAGAGUGAUAUGUGGUAUUAAACACAGGAUGAUCAUCAACUGUUUAGAGUGAUAUGUGAUAUAAUUACAAUUAUUGUAAACACAGGAUGAUCACCAACUGAUAAUAGUGAUAUGUGAUAUAAUUACAAUUUUUGUAAACACAGGGUGAUCAUCAAUUUGUAAAUGAAUGAAUUUUAUUCUCACAAAACUACAUGUCAUAGUUACAAAGAAAAUAUAUAUCGACAACAUUGUACAAUUACAUAUAUGUAUAUAAACAUGCACAUGUGUGAACAAACGUAACUUAACUUGGAGUACUGCCUUUCACCUUUAUUAUUUUUAUAAACUUACAUAAUUUUUCAAAAAUGAUAGUAUUGUCUUCAUUAAAUAAAUCAUAAAAUU
Messenger RNA from Mytilus californianus (California mussel), 2334 nucleotides. Its product is annotated as zinc finger protein OZF-like. The coding region runs from base 212 to 1492 and encodes 426 amino acids. The transcript has 2 exons. Gene Ontology annotation, cellular component: nucleus. Gene Ontology annotation, molecular function: RNA polymerase II cis-regulatory region sequence-specific DNA binding; DNA-binding transcription factor activity, RNA polymerase II-specific. Lineage: Eukaryota; Metazoa; Mollusca; Bivalvia; Mytilida; Mytilidae. The record is from RefSeq and is a predicted model, not a curated record. Gene Ontology annotation, biological process: regulation of transcription by RNA polymerase II.